UUCCGCACUUGUUCAGGUUUCUUUAUUCCUUAUCAACACACAACAAUCAGUAACAAUGAAGUCGGUGGUAGUUUUAGUUUUUGUUAUAUCUUGUUUUACGUUUACGAAUUCAGCCUCUGUUUUACCACCUUGGUUAACGCCAUGCAAGGGCUCCGAUCCAAAUUUACCCCAAUGUGCGGAGAAAGAAGCGAAUAAAAUUAUACCAAUGCUGGUUAAAGGUUAUCCAAAAUUAAAUGUACCUGUUAUGAAUCCAUUACAUAUACCAGAGAUUAAAGUUCAAUUAAAUAGUCAAUUUAAGAUUUCUUUAAAAGACGUUGAUGUUUAUGGCCUUGAAGAGACUAGAGCUUUUGAUUUUAAUUAUGAUUUUAAAGGAUUUAAAAUUGAUUUUAAACUAGAAAUCCCAAGAUUAGUUCUUUUAGGUGAAUAUGACAUGGACGGUCGUAUUUUGUUUCCUGUCACAGGCAAAGGACCUGGAAAUAUAACUGUUGUUGGUGGUGUCUACGAUAUUGAAUUCACAUAUUCGUUGUUCGAAAAGAAAGGUGUCCAAUAUGGGCAUAUGGACACGGUCGAUGUUAAUAUCGACAUAAAACGUUUAUACGUUCAGUUUGAUAAUUUAUUUAAUGGCAACAAAGAAUUAGGAGAUGCUGCAAAUAAGGCAGCAAACAAUGAAUGGCGUGUUAUCUUUAAAGAAUUGGAACCAACGAUCAAAGAAUGCGUGAAAGAAGUUGUUUUAACUGUAGCAAAUGGUAUUGGUGAUCGUGUUCCGUAUGGAGAUAUUUUUAGUAAUGAAUUUCCAGCAUAAUAAUUUUGUAUGGAAUCGCCUUUAGAAAACGGAGGUUACCCUGAUAAAAAAGUCCGAUUGAAUUCCGAUUCAUAUUUAUUCAUUCCGAUUGAAUUCCAAUUUAAUCUAAUAGAACCCA
Molecule: messenger RNA, 920 nt
Organism: Chrysoperla carnea
Lineage: Eukaryota; Metazoa; Arthropoda; Insecta; Neuroptera; Chrysopidae
Product: circadian clock-controlled protein daywake-like
Exons: 4
Coding region: 56-802 (248 amino acids)
Source: RefSeq, a predicted model, not a curated record